Ambispora leptoticha is the source of this 564-nucleotide messenger RNA. The record is from the annotation of a GenBank genome assembly. Lineage: Eukaryota; Fungi; Glomeromycota; Glomeromycetes; Archaeosporales; Ambisporaceae.
AUGGCGCUCAACAAAUCCUUAACAUGUGUUAAUGAAACUAAUAUCCAUUUGACAUUUGGCAUAUAUAUCGAUUUCCCCGACGUUGCAAUUAAUAGAGAAAUUCCCUUUUUAUACGUGGACGUCGAAAAAAACUCGAUGCAAUCCGUUACUUUUAGCGUCGAGAGAAAAUUUGGUAGUGUCGUCGCAAAUGGGCCGAUAGGUCAUAAAGUACCAAUAAUUGAUCCAGAAACGACAAAAUAUCUAACACUUGACAACAAAAUUCCGGAUAAACUCACCAUAACCAAUGAAGAUACAAAACCGCUUAGCGUUGGUCUCGAACUCGGUGAUAAGAUUGCAGCCACUACUCAGGACGAUUUAAAACCCAAACAAUCAAUUGUAUUUCACCUACCAGAAAAAUACUAUGUUGGAAUAUUCUCUGAAAUUGAGAUUGACUGGCCUAAUUGGAGCGCCGUAAUCAAUGCAAAAAUACCCUUAAAUUUUGAGGGAUCAGCAGCUACAGUUACUGCAACUUUGAACGAUAAAGAUGAAAUAAAACUUGAGCUUCAAGGGAUUAUCUAUGCCUAG